Molecule: messenger RNA, 1053 nt
Organism: Cornus florida
Lineage: Eukaryota; Viridiplantae; Streptophyta; Magnoliopsida; Cornales; Cornaceae
Product: leucine-rich repeat receptor-like serine/threonine-protein kinase BAM1
Exons: 5
Coding region: 1-1053 (350 amino acids)
Biological process (GO): protein phosphorylation
Molecular function (GO): protein binding; protein kinase activity; ATP binding
Source: RefSeq, a predicted model, not a curated record
AUGAAACAGUUGCAAAAGCUUAAAAUUUUAGAUCUUCAAGAUAACAGGAUACAAGGGCUGAUUCCAAAUGAUCUCUGCCACUUACAGAACCUGGGUUCAUUAGCUUUGAGUGAAAAUGAGCUUUUUGGUCAGAUUUUAACUUGCUUAAGAAAUUUUACAUUUCUGAGAGAAAUCUUUCUUGACUCCAACAAAUUAACCUCAAUAAUACCCACAAAUCUGUUCAACCUCGAAGAUAUUUUGUAUCUAAACUUGUCCUCAAAUUAUUUAAGUGAUUAUCUUCCCCCACAUAUUGGAAGGCUAAAGGCUGUAAUCCAAAUAGAUCUGUCAGUGAAUAACUUCUCAAGUAAUAUCCCUAGCGAGGUUGGUGGUCUGCAAACCUUAGCUGAUCUUUCUUUGGCACAUAAUAGAUUACAAGGACCUGUUCCUGAGUCAUUUGGCAACUUGAUAAGUUUGCAAUCCUUGGAUCUAUCUUACAACAAUCUCUCAGGCGUAAUUCCCAAGUGCCAAAAGAGAGAGAGAACUCCACCUCAAACGGAGUUGUUACCCACACUAGCACAUGGAAGAAUUGCAUACCAAGAACUUCUACGUGCUACUGAUGGUUUUAGUGAUAGCAACUUGCUUGGAACGAGAAGUUUUGGUUCUGUUUACAGAGGUACAUUUACAGAUGGCACCAUUUUAGCAAUUAAGAGAUUAGACAUAAUGACAGAUUUGGCAUGUGCACUAGACUACCUCCACCAUGGUUAUUCAACACCACUGGUUCAUUGUGAUUUGAAGCCCAGUAAUGUGCUGCUAGAUGAAGAUAUGGUUGCGCAUCUUUGUGAUUUUGGCAUUGCAAAAUUUUUAGGUGAGGGGGAGAGUAUUGCGCACCCCAAUACUCUAGCUACAUUGGGAUAUAUUGCACCAGAAUCACCUCAGGAGAGGAUCAACAUGAGAGAAGCUCUAGCAGCACUAAAGAAGAUCAGACAUCAGUUUACGCAAGCCGUGAAAGGUGAGAAACAUGAAGAUUGCAUUGCUUUGAGAGGUGAAAGUGUUGGUAGCUCCUCUGAACCAUGA